Molecule: messenger RNA, 2734 nt
Organism: Acanthopagrus latus (yellowfin seabream)
Lineage: Eukaryota; Metazoa; Chordata; Actinopteri; Spariformes; Sparidae
Gene: fam114a1
Product: family with sequence similarity 114 member A1
Exons: 14
Coding region: 263-2110 (615 amino acids)
Source: RefSeq, a predicted model, not a curated record
CAGGAGCAUAGCGCAAUUAUUCUGGAUGGUGCACAUGGGCCUCUCCCGAAUGUGUCCUCCUCCAAAAGACCUUAACAGCGGCCAUACUGAUAUGGAUUAGAAGGUAACCACAGGUUUAAUGACAAUUCAGCGGUCAGCAGCAACCUUCAGCAGUGGAGCUGAUGCGGAGGACUGUGAGCUGUUGCCCAGCAGUCACUGACCGGCCUGUCUACGUGGCGGGGCGGAAGAGGAGCCGCUGGCUGACACCAGACCUCGGAUCACCAUGUCCCAGGCUGCCCCCUCUGACGGAGACCCCUCUGCUGACAUCAACCCUCCGCCCACUCAGCCCGAUCAAUCUGACUCCUGCCAGGAUGUCCCAGCAGCCCCUGCACCAUCUUUAGACUCUCUGCAACCUCCUUUGAUCCCAGAGAGAUUCGCCCUCCCACAGUCCAGUGAGGAGGUGGCAACUGAGGACAACGCCACCGCUGACACUGCUGCCACCGCUGAGACUUCAGAGGUUGUGACUGACCAAUCGGAGCCUCCUGCUGAGGCUCAGGUGUACGAAUGUGACCAACCAGUUAGUCUGGAGCCCGAGGCUGCAGAGGAGGAUGUGGAGAAGUCACUUCAGGAGAAAGAAAAAGGUUGGGGGGGUUGGAGCUCAUGGGGGAAAUCUCUCCUCAGCAGUGCCACCUCCUCAGUCGGUCAGAGCCUGACCUCCGUCAAGGUGAAGGCAGGAGAGGCUCUGCGUCUCCACAGCACGUCAGUAGGAGAGGAGGCACGAGAGGAGGACGAGGGAGCAGAGGAGAGCAGAGAGGGAGGAGGAAGUGAAAGUGGAGAGGCCGACCUGUCCGGCUCUGGGGAGUCGACUGCGAGUGCUGCGGCUUCUGGCAGGGGCGUCUUCUCUACCAUCACACACGCUGUGCAGAACACAGGUAAGUCGGUGAUCAGUGGGGGUUUGGAUGCCUUGGAGUUCAUUGGAAAGAAGACGAUGACUGUUCUUGCUGAGAGUGACCCCGGUUUCAAAAAGACCAAGACCCUGAUGCAGAAGACCGCCUCGCUGAGUCAGAUGUUGAAGGAAGCCAAAGAGAAAGAGCGGGCUCGUCUGGGCAACCAGCCAAUCAGCGCUCCCACGGCUCACUACGGUAUUCUGUUUGACGACUACCAGGGCUUGUCGCACCUCGAGGCCCUAGAGAUCCUGUCCAACGAGAGCGAGGUCAAGGUCCAAGCCUUCCUCUCGUCCCUGGUGGAAGAGGAGCAGGAGGAGGUAAAGAAGGAGCUGAUUUUCAUCAAGGACAUCUUCAUCAAGCGGGAGGAAGAGGAGGGAGGAGAGGGAGAGGAAAAAGAAGAAGAAGGAGGAGGAGGAGGACAGGCGAAGGAUAACGGUGAUCUAAGUUCCCAAUUACACUGUUCUACCCCCCUGUCUGCCGAUGGCGAGGAGUUUGUGAGCGUUCUCACCGAGCUGCUGUUUGAGCUCCAUGUUGCUGCCACUCCAGACAAACUCAACAAGGCUCGGAUGAAGGCCCACGAUUGGGUGAGCAUGGUGGAACAGCCAGAGACGGUCGGCAGGGAAACGCACGACCAGCCGGAAGGACAGGUCUCACCUGGAGAGACCGAAGACGAAGGGGAGGAGGAGAAGAAGAAGAAAGGCGGAGAGGAGCAGGGGGAGGAGAAGAGCGGGGAGGAGGAGAUGAAGGGUGGAGAGGAGGAAAAGAAAGAGAAAGACCCCAGAUCUGUAGAGGUUGUCUACCUGUCAUCAGUCAGCAGUCUGGCUGAGGUGACGGCUCGCAGUAUCGAGCAGCUCCACAAGGUGGCAGAGCUCAUCCUCCACGGCCAGGACCUGGAAAAACCAGCCAGGGACCAGGCACACAUCCUCACCAGGUUGACAUGUGCCAUGUGUAAGGAGGUGGAGUGUUUGGCCAAGAAGUUCUCUGAUACGCUGCUCUUUGUUGGGGGUCGGAGGAAAGCGGAGGAGUUGAAUCCGCUGGUCGAUAGCGUGCUGCUAGAGGGCUCCAACAGCACCAACUACAUCCAGAAUGCAUUUCAGCUGCUGCUGCCGGUCCUGCAGAUCUCCCAUCUCCAGAGCCAGCACAGUCGGUCCAACACAGAACCAGCUGCACCGACACAGCACUAACACACACAAACACACGCUACCUGCUCAGCCGCUUGUCUUAAUGUAUCUAUUGUUGUACAGUUAAGUGUCGAGAAUAGAUUAUUCCAGAUUAAGAGCUAAAAUCUACAUUAAGUGCCAUAACGACAGGCAGAAGAUGUUUUAUAUAUAACAUACAUAAUAUAAUCUAAAAGAUAACAGUAUAACAAGUAGAUACAUGUCAAAGUGACCCACAUGCAGGUUGAAUGUGUGUCUUUUCCCAAUUGUAUCGACUCUGUUUCGCAGCUGAGUUUGUGCUUUGAGGAACCAAAUGUGUUCAGAGCUGACUCGACUUUCAGCUGGCACUCAUAUCUGACAAAUAAUGUUGCGUCUCUGUCGUCUCCAAAAGCUGAACCAAAAACAGUAAAUUACUGAUUGUGUCGGAGAGACUCUACAUUAAUGUAUAUUAAGCGUUCUUUGCACUCCUGAUGGUCUAUUGUUAUUUCAACACAGAGCAUUGACUGACACUAGUGAACUGACAUGUUUUAAUCUGGUUUGAGAUGAAAUGCCAGUAUUAAUAAUGAUACAUGACAACAACACUUUGAGCGUGUUUUUUUUUUUAUAAUUAUGAUUAUUAAAUUAUGUGAAGAAACACUACCUUCUAUUUUA